AUGCCGUCGUCCCCUUCACUUCGUGGAGUCAACUACGAUGUCUUCCUCAGCUUCAGAGGUGCGGAUACCCGUAAAAACAUCAUUAGCCAUUUGCACAAAGAACUGCUCAGACAAGGAAUACGGACUUUCAAAGACGACCGGACGCUGGAAAUGGGAGACUGUGUUCCAAGAAGACUCCGUGAAGCCAUAAAGACUUCGAGGUUUGCUAUUGUGGUCAUCUCAAAGAACUAUGGUACUUCAAGCUGGUGCUUGGAAGAGCUUCGAAUGAUAAUGAAACUUGAAUUGGAUAAAAAGAUUGUUGUCAUUCCUGUUUUCUACGACGUAGAUAUCUCUGACGUUAGAAAUCAUCGGAGAAGUUUUGCUUUGAUAUACCACCACCAAAGUCCCAAGAUUCCCAGCUGGAAAGAAGCUCUUCAGAGAAUCGCAAACACGCAAGCCACUGAGUCAAGAAAAUGCAAGGACGACGCCACGAUGGUUGAGGGAGUUGUUGAACGUGUUUCAAACAUGUUGUUGUCAAUGUUGCCAAUGGAUAUUGGGGACAUUGUUGGUAUGGAAGCUCACAUGCAACAAAUCGAACAUCUCUUGGACAUGGACUUUACGACGAAUGAGGUUCGUAUGGUAGGAAUCUGGGGGAUGGUAGGGAUUGGCAAAACAACCAUAGCCAAGAAUUUUUAUGAAAAACACAAACACCAUUUCAAGACCCAUCACUGCUUCAUGGAAGGAGUUUCUUCUUUGAAAAAACAUGGUCCCUUAUUCCUACAGAAGCAGCUUCUUUCCAAUAUCCUUGGGAAAGAAGAUUUCAAGUCACUGAGCCUUGGACAGGGAGCUACUUGUAUCCAGUCAAGGCUAGUAAACCUAAAAUCUCUAAUUGUGAUUGAUGAUGUGGAUGAUGUGAAACAGCUGGACGCCUUGGCAAAAGAAGCUAGUUGGUUUGGAUCAGGGAGCCGAAUCAUCAUAACAACACAAGACAAGAGCUUGCUCAACUCCUCAUGUGCCGUGUACAAAGUCGAGUACGUAAAGGAUGAUAAGGCUCUCCAGAUCUUUCAGAGGAUUGCUUUUCAAGGAGCAAAACCUCCUAUUGUCUACAAAGAUCUUUCUAUAAGUAUCUCUGAGCUUGCUCAAGGUCUUCCUUUUGCACUUGAGGCUUUCGGCGUGUAUCUCCGCGGCAAGUCGGUAGUGGAGUGGCGAGAUGCUUUGAAAUCAUUUGAGGAAGCUCUUCCCGAGAAUAUCAUGAUGGAGUUGAGAAGUAGCUAUGAUGGUUUAGAUAAACCUGGUAGGAGAGCAUUUCUUCAUGUGGCAUGCCUUUUUAAUGGAGAACCUGUCCGGCGAGUCAGGAAACUUCUUGGUCAAGGUAAAGACGGGAUGAGAGUUUUAGAGGAAAAGUCUCUCAUCAGGGUGUCCGCUGAUGGGCGUAUAGCUAUGCACUGUUUGUUGGAGCAGAUGGGAAAACAAAUUGUGCGUCAAGAUUCAGACAACAGCCCUGCACAUCAACGUAUCUUGUGGCACCAUCACGACAUCCGUCAAGUACUUGCAAACAAGACAAAACUCUUGAAUCUGAGGAAACUAGAUAUGACCGGAUCUAAGGAUUUAACAGAACUUCCAGAUCUUGAGGAAGCAGUGUAUCUGGAGGAGUUGAUACUUGAAGGUUGCAGUUCCUUGAAACGGAUUCCAAAGUCCAUAUGCAGCCUAUCUAGACUGCAGAAACUUGAUGUGUCCAAAUGUGAUGGGCUGAAGGAUCUGAGGAUAAAAAUAAUGAAAUCUAGAAGUGCUGACGUUCAAGGCACAAGCAUGCGGAUUAGAUCAGUCCGCCUGUGUUUUUAUGGCACAGAGCCGUUUUUGGGAGACACUCUGGGAUGCUCUCUUACGAAUCCAUCAAUCAAAGGCAACUUACAAAUCGAGCUGAUGCUUCUUGGAGGAUAUGCAGACCAUAUAUCUUUUGUUUCUGAUAACCACAUAUCUCGUGAACUGGAGCUCAAGUCACCUCCCUACGGUUUCAAAACACUGGACAUCAUGCGGUUUAAGUGGAGCGUGAAGGGUGGUUAUUUCAAGUGUGGUAGCUUUUCAGGGUUUCCAUGGUUACAGGAGUUGAAUCUCAUCAACCUAAACAUCCAGCAGAUCCCUGAUGACAUUGAGCACAUGCAAGCGCUAGAGAAGUUGGAUCUCAGUGGGAAUAUCUUUGAGAGGUUACCUACAACAAUGAGUUUUCUUACCAAGCUGAAACACUUGACGCUUUCCAACUGCCGUAGCCUUGAAGAACUGCCAGGACUAUCUCAGCUGGAGAGUCUAACACUUACUGACUGUACAAACCUCAGAACUGUGGUGAAGCAAGAUCAAGGAACAACAUACAAUCUGCUUGAGCUUUGGCUUGACAACUGCAAGAAAAUUGAGUCAUUACCAAAUGAGCUUAAGCAUCUCACCAAGUUGACAUACUUAGAUCUCAGCAGACAAGAAUUCAAGAUAAUAUCGUCAAAGAUGGUGGGCGAGCUAACCUCAUUGGUAACUCUCAGCCUCAAUUACUGCAACAACCUCGUAUCACUAACAGGGCUUCCACUGAGUCUCAAGUGCUUAAAUGCACAUGGCUGCAAGUCUCUGAAAACGUAUUCCCUUCAGGCUGCGCAUUCUGUUGAUCACCUAGAUCUUAGCUCUUGCUCCUAUUGGAAGAAGGACUAUAGUAUAAUCACUCGGUUUCCAGCUGGAAGACGCGGUAAAGAGGUACCAUCUCAUAUCAAUCUUCUUGAGGCGUUUAAAGUCAUGGGUGUGGGAUUUGUUCCUGUGUAUAUUGGCGGUGGUUCUCGGCAUUCUGCUUGUGGUGAUAACUGA
Messenger RNA from Brassica oleracea var. oleracea, 2820 nucleotides. Its product is annotated as disease resistance protein RPP4-like. Bases 1 to 2820 code for a protein of 939 amino acids. Gene Ontology annotation, molecular function: ADP binding. Gene Ontology annotation, biological process: defense response; signal transduction. NCBI's taxonomy places the organism in Eukaryota, Viridiplantae, Streptophyta, Magnoliopsida, Brassicales, Brassicaceae. The record is from RefSeq and is a predicted model, not a curated record. The transcript is spliced from 5 exons.